AUGCUGACAUGCACAGCAGUGCCUCACGGAGGGUACACAGCUAGUAUCUUCUACCGAGCUGCCGCGGUCCAUUUCGCCAACAACUUCACUCAUCGCUUUUCGAACCCCCCCGCAGCCAAUAGCACUCCAAAUAACUUAUUUGCGCCGAACCACCAUUGGGCCAGCUAUUUUGAAAAUACAAAAUACGAAGAUCGGCUCGAGGACGGCGUUGCGCUGUCUGGCGCAAUCAGCAAGGAUAGCAAGCUUGAGGUCAAAGCUGCCGCAUAUAUCAACGCUAGUCCGCCAGACACAGAAGGUGGGCCCAGUUACAAUGGUACCUGGGAAUUGGGCCCUGCUCCAGUACCGGGAACCCGCUCUGAUGGGUCGGUUGAUCUCCUCGCACUAGCCAAGAACAAAAGAGAUAGUGCAUGGGUUAAAUUCCCACCACUUUCACCUGCGAUGGCUGCAAUGAGGAACCUGGAGGUCUAUGCACCAAAUUUGCUGAUGUCGGCAUCGUUAGAGACUCGUGCAAAGCAGGUGGUUGAUCAAUGGUUACGAUUCACCCCGGGCGGGAAGGUGGCACGUUGGUCUAAUGAGGCAGUUAUGUUCCUUGUGGAUAUAUUUCCAGCAGGCCUCGAUCGGUUGGCUGCAAUGGAAUCCCAUCGACUCUUAUCCGAGAAUGUACCGCAAAGGGAGGCUCCGGAAAAUGCUGCGGCCAAAGAUCGUUUCUGGUUUCCAACUGUCUCAUUGAAUAUUGAUUUGAAGACGAGACUCCCGAUAGAGGGAGUGGAAUGGCUCUACUCUCGCGUGGUGACUAGAAAAGUCCAGGGUAGUCGUGCGGAUCUUGAUGUUGUUGUCCUUGAUCAAAUGGGUGACUUGGUGGCGACUAGCACUCAGGUGGCACUAGUUGUUGACGCAUCCCGGAACAUCAAGGGAAGGGAUAGUGGUGGCAAGCUAUAA
Molecule: messenger RNA, 939 nt
Organism: Penicillium samsonianum
Lineage: Eukaryota; Fungi; Ascomycota; Eurotiomycetes; Eurotiales; Aspergillaceae
Product: thioesterase family protein
Exons: 2
Coding region: 1-939 (312 amino acids)
Source: RefSeq, a predicted model, not a curated record